Molecule: messenger RNA, 1323 nt
Organism: Atta colombica
Lineage: Eukaryota; Metazoa; Arthropoda; Insecta; Hymenoptera; Formicidae
Product: BTB/POZ domain-containing protein KCTD9
Exons: 7
Coding region: 111-1292 (393 amino acids)
Biological process (GO): intracellular signal transduction; protein homooligomerization
Molecular function (GO): protein binding
Source: RefSeq, a predicted model, not a curated record
GUUAAAAUCUGAUUUUAAAUCGGAUUUUAAAUUUGAUGAAUUCUAUUAGAAAUAUUUGAAGUUUAUUUAUUGAAAAUUAAAGAUCUAUCGUAAAGAUUUAUCGUUGUAUAAUGAAGAGAGUUAUUAUUUUUGUUAAUGGAACUGAUGUUAAUGGUAAAGUGUUGGUAGUGACUCACUCGUUAGAUGAAUUAUUAAAGGCAGCUAGCGCAAAAUUUGAAAUAACUGCAAAAAGAAUUUUUACUUCGCAAGGUGGUGAAAUUGAUGAUAUUAAGCUUAUUAGAGAUGAUGAUAUUUUAUAUGUUUCAAGUGGGGAAAAUUUUAUACAUACAAGUAAAAUUUUGAACCAUAAUCAACUAAGCAAGAAUUCAGAAUGGAUUACACUGAAUGUUGGAGGAAAAUAUUUUACCACAACUAGGAAUACUUUAACCAAAAAAGAACCUAUGAGUAUGUUAGCAAGAAUGUUUACAGAAACUGGAUAUAGUGAGCAUGCUAUACAACCAAGUAGACAGGAUCAUAGUGGAGCAUAUCUAAUUGAUAGAAGUCCUACUUAUUUUGAACCAUUGUUAAAUUACUUGAGACAUGAUCAAAUAAUACUUGAUUCUAAUGUUAACGUAGCUGGAGUUUUGGCAGAAGCUUGUUUUUAUGGCAUUGAAGGCGCUAUUCGGAUCCUUACUACAAUGUUAGAAAAAGAAGAACUGCAAAAAGAGGGUCUUGUGUCUCUAACUCGCAAAGAUGUACUUAAAGCAAUUAUGUCUACAUCAACUAACGCAGAACUUAGAUUCCAAGGAGUUGAUUUUGUAAGAGCCGAUCUUUCGAAAUUAGAUCUUAGAAAUAUUAAUUUUAAGUACGCCAUUAUGCAUCACUGUAGUCUGGCAGGUGCUAAUCUAUCAGGAUGUUGCUUUGAGCGCGCUGAUUUAUCCCAUUCCAAUUUGCAAGGCGCACAACUUGUGUGCGUAAAAAUGUCAUGUGCAAAUCUAGCUGCAGCCAAUCUGCAUUCGUGUAAUUUUGAAGAUCCUGGUGGUUUGUCAGCAAAUAUGGAAGGUGUAAAUUUGAAAGGUGCAAAUCUUGAAGGCAGUAACAUGGCAGCCGUCAACCUCCGAGUAGCUACAUUAAAGAAUGCUAUUCUUAGGAAUUGCAUUUUGAGAUCAGCUGUUUUAGCCGGUGCCGAUUUAGAGUGCUGUGAUUUAUCUGGUUCUGAUCUACAAGAUGCAAAUUUACGCGGUGCAAAUUUAAAAGAUGCUGCUUUUGAGUUAAUGUUGACGCCACUGCACAUGUCUCAGACAAUACGAUAACAAUGAAUGUCAUGCUGCAUGUAUUACUGCA